This is a messenger RNA of Triticum aestivum (bread wheat), 875 nucleotides long. Its product is annotated as proline-, glutamic acid- and leucine-rich protein 1-like. NCBI's taxonomy places the organism in Eukaryota, Viridiplantae, Streptophyta, Magnoliopsida, Poales, Poaceae. The record is from RefSeq and is a predicted model, not a curated record.
CCCUUCCCCUUCCUCCUCCAUCCGUCCCUUCUCUCUCCUCCUUCCUCCUGGCGGUCGGCGAUGGGCGCGGAUGAGGAGGAGCACCAGUCCCCCGCGCGGAAGCGCGAGCGCAAGGAGGAGGAGCCCGCGGCCGCCGAUGAGAAGCGCUCGCACACGACGGACGAGUCAGAGAACGCCUUGCUGCUGGGGCUCGCCAACUACGCAGAUGAGGAGGAGGAGCGCGGGGCCCCGAGGGGGCACGCGAAUGGCCUGCCCCGGGAGGAGGAGGAGGAAGACGAUGAGGAUGAGGAGGAGGAUGAGAGGAGGGCUCCGGAGAGGCGGCCCAGGCAGGUCGAGCUGUGCCGGGACUGCCCCUACCUCGACAUCAUCAACCGACAGGUUUGCAAGAGAGCGGGUUAAAAUUCUGGACAAGAACAAGCAAUGGUCAAGAGCUCUAGAUGGCUCCAAUUAUUUACCUGGAAUGGUUGGUCUUAACAACAUUAAAGAGACUGACUUUGUGAAUGUCACAAUACAAUCACUGAUGAGGAUUACCCUUCGAGAAAUUUCUUUCUUAUACUUGAAAAUUAUCAGCAUAGCAAAUCCCCACUGGUUCAUCGGUUUGGAGAACUAACUCGUAAGAUUUUUCAUGCUAGGAACUUCAAGGGACAAGUUAGUCCACAUGAGUUCCUUCAAGCUAUUAUGAAGGCUAGUGAGAAGAAGUUUCAGAUUGGUGUACAAUCUGAUCCAGUAGAGUUUAUGUCAUGGCUCUUGAACACACUGCAUGUGAAGCUAAGAACUUCAAAGAAGAAAAAUAUAAGCUAAGAACUCCAGAGAGGCGGCCCAGGCAGGCCGAGCUGCACCGGGACUGCCCCUACCUCGACACUGUCAAUCGACAG